GGCAUAUGGUCACGGGAUAUCAUUUCGAGCUGCGGCUUGAUCAAAAGUGAUCACUUACUACAGCUUUAUCCAGCUCAUUCUACUCUGUAGCCGAAUGAGCACAAAGCAAAAUAUACUCGAAGACUCGGAUAGGAAGAGCGCUUAUCGCAUAGGCAGAGCAUGCGACGAAUGCAGGAGAAGGAAAGUGCGAUGCAGUGGAGUUUAUCCGUCAUGUCACCGCUGUAAAACGCAAGGUAUCGAAUGUCAUUAUAAAAAUCCUAUCAAAAAGCGAGGUCCGUCGAAAGAAAGUUUGGAAAAUCGACUACACAAGAUGGAGGCUCUCAUCAGCACGUUAGUGACCGAGAACCAACCUGAAACCCCACUCGGAGCUAGAGAGACCCAUGCUUCGAUGCAAGAUCAACCAUUCAAUAUGCAUAUGAAGGAAGGCAGCGCCGAAUCGUCUAUGUUGAGUGGCUCCGAAGACGCUCCCGAAUACUUUCCCGCUGUUCCAUUAGCUUCGCACAUACAUCGGAAGAUGACUGUGGUGGAGACGGAUCCACCUUCCCCUUCGUCAGCAUCUACAUUGUCUUCAGUGGAAGAGCUUACCAAAAAUCUGGAGAAUCUCGCCGUAUUGGACAAAUUUGGCAAUCUUCGAUAUUAUGGUAAUUCUUCUGGACUGUAUGUGUUUAAAUCGAGUGACAAACUUCGUCACAGAUCCUUCAACUUCCGGGACAGAUAUGAUCCAUCGAAAUACAACAAGUGUGAAUGCAUCGCGAACGAGAAAAACCAAGCUCACGCCACACCUCCCAUCAUGCCUCCACCGGAUUUGGCAAAUCAUCUCAUCGAUAUCUAUUUCAAAUAUUGUUAUCCGGUGCUUCCAGUACUGCACAAGGGAAACUUUUUGGAAAAGCUGAAGAAUCCAGAGGAUCCGCCUGCACCUAUUUUACUGAAUGCCAUUUUUGCCAUAGCUUCUCGGCUAUCGUCCGAUGCAAGAGUAAGCGAAGGCGGCGACCAUUAUGGUACAGCCGGAAUGGUGUUUUACAAACGUGCCAUGGAGCUUUUAGAUGAUGAUAUGGACAGAGUGAAUGUAACAACCAUUCAAGCUUUGCUUCUUCUGGCUAGUCAUCAGUAUGCCGUGAAAAAGGGAAACCGUUCAUGGAUUACCAAUGGCAUGGCAUUCCGUAUAGCCCAAAGCAUGGGCAUGAACCGCAACUGCGAUCAUUGGAAUAUACCGAAGGUUCAGCGAGAAGAACGAAAACGAGCUUUCUGGUGCUGCUAUAUUGUAGAUCGAAUGUCCAGCCUCAGUUAUGGUCGACAGCUGGCUCUGGAUGAUCGGGAAAUAGACGUCACCUUUCCUUCCAUGGAAGAUGAUACCAGUGAUGGGUCGAUGCCUGUAGUGGACUACAUGGGCCAAUACAUCAAAUUAUGUCAAAUAAUGAGCAAGGUACUGGAAGACAUUUACUCCGUCACAAUAGACCACACGAAGGUCUCACCUGUAGAAAAGAUCUCCAAACUACAUGCUAUGUUGCACGAAUGGAAAGUGGAAUUACCUUCCUCCUUGCAAUAUGAACCGCAGCACAAUCUCAGUCGUCAAAUCCCACACCUAGCAGUUUGCCAAAUGCAUAUGCAUUACUACAACGCGGUCAUCGUCCUUCAUCGACCGUAUAUACCAAUUUCUCAACCACGCAUACCAUACCCUUCAUUACAAAUUUGCAUCUCGGCCGCGUACUCUAUCCUCAACAUUGCAGAGAGUUUAUCCAAUGAAGGAAGGUUCAAAUACUCAUUGAAUUUCGCCGUCCUUUCUCUGCUUACGUGCGGCGCGAUGUUCGCCAGUCUUGCGGCGUCAGAAGAUAAUCGGAUCGCCAUGGAGGCCAACGCGUCCAUGGUUAGACUUUUGCACCUUCUAAAUGAUCUUGAUGAUAGCUGGGGUGGUGGUGUUCGCUUUAGCGGUCUAUUUGAUGCUCUCUCAACCAUUCGUUUAGUCAAUCGCCCAGACGCUGAACCACAGUCACAGCCAACCCAUGCAUCCUCUUCGCAAACAGAGCCUGUAGCAAAUUAUAAUUCAAUGCAACUGUUCAAUACGCAUUCAAUUCCAUAUCAGAGCUCAUCUACUCUGCAGACGUCUUAUGAUAAUAUCCUGACGCAAAGCUCACUUCUUGGUGACGCAUCACUUGGUAACGACAUGACAUUACCUGGCAUACCACUGAUGAACACAGCUGAGUGGGACAAUAGCUUUGCAGGCGUACCGGACAUAUUUCAAAAUUGGCAAAACGCUGAUGUCGAAUUUAUGGAUAUCGUGACAAUGGAAGGUCUUCUUGAAAUGUAGCCACACAGAGAGUGAAUUCAUUUUCGCAUUGUACAUUAUAUAAUUUCAUUAUUGCAUUUCUACCAAUUUUUUCAUGUAUCAUUUAUUUUAUUUUUGCAUUUGUGUUUCGUUGAAACUCAUAAAACUUUCAUCCCGGA
Umbelopsis ramanniana AG is the source of this 2442-nucleotide messenger RNA. RefSeq lists its product as uncharacterized. Gene Ontology annotation, molecular function: DNA binding; DNA-binding transcription factor activity, RNA polymerase II-specific; zinc ion binding. The record is from RefSeq and is a predicted model, not a curated record. Gene Ontology annotation, biological process: DNA-templated transcription; regulation of DNA-templated transcription. The transcript is spliced from 4 exons. NCBI's taxonomy places the organism in Eukaryota, Fungi, Mucoromycota, Umbelopsidomycetes, Umbelopsidales, Umbelopsidaceae. Bases 95 to 2305 code for a protein of 736 amino acids.